GCGCGCUGCCGUCUGGCGUGGCCUCGCUAGCCAGCACACACACACUGCGCACAAGAGACGAGCGAGCUGAGCGAGAGCCCCGCGGCCAGCGCGCGGGUGACCCGGCCGCACGCGCACCAACUCCCUUGGACGCACGCGAGCGGCCGGACUGAGCGCAGAGUGAGGAGGAGGUGGAGUAGCUGCAGCACCGGCGCGGCGGCGGCGCGCGCGGGGUGCGAUCAGCGGCCGGGCUGGGAGACCACGCACCGCCGGCAGCUAGCUCUCAAGCGAGAGCUAUUAGCUUAGGCAGCCGGCGAGACCGGUCGACGAUGGGGAGGGCGCCGUGCUGCGAGAAGGUGGGGCUGAAGCGGGGGAGGUGGACGGCGGAGGAGGACGGGAUACUCGCCAGCUACAUUGCCAAGCACGGAGAGGGAUCCUGGAGGUCGCUGCCCAAGAAUGCAGGGCUGCUUCGGUGCGGCAAGAGCUGCCGGCUGCGGUGGAUCAACUACCUCCGGGCGGACGUGAAGAGGGGGAACAUCUCCAAGGAGGAAGAGUACGUCAUCAUCAAGCUCCACGCCACCCUUGGGAACAGGUGGUCCCUGAUCGCCAGCCACCUGCCCGGCCGAACAGACAACGAGAUCAAGAACUACUGGAACUCGCACCUCAGCCGGCAGAUCCACACGUACCGCCGGACCUACACCGCCGGCCCGGACGCCGCCAUCACCAUCGACAUGAGCAAGCUGCACAGCGCCGACAAGCGCCGCGGCGGACGGACCCCGGGCCGCUCGCCGAAGAGCGCCGCUGCCACCGCCAGCGGCGGCGGUAGCAAGGCCAGGAGCAAGCAGCUGCCGGACCGCGAUAAGAAGCCUGAGGCGGCGGAGUCCGGCGAGGAGAAAGGCGCCUCCGGGCCGGUGGCCGCCGCCGCGGCGUCAGCGGCGUCGAGCCCGCGGCACAGCGACGGGGCGCGGAGCGCCGUGGUGGACCCGGACCGGAACCAGCCCGGCAGCAGCAGCGGCGUCGCCGGCGGCGGGGGCACCAACACGCCCGAGGGGCCCUGGAGCGAGGACGCGACCGGGCCGCUGGUGCUGGACCCGACGGCGAUGGAGUUUGGGGGCCUCUGGGAGGCUGAGAGCGAGAUGGAGGCCCUGCUGUCGAGCGGCGGCGGUAUCGGGCCUGACCAUGAUCCGCUUACCGGGUUUGAAGCGGUGUGCGAGGCCCAGGUGGACGACCUCCUCGACAUGGACUGGGACGGCUUCGCGGCCCAUCUCUGGGGCGAGCCUCCCGCCGCUGCCCACCAGGAGCAGCAGAACGACGACGACCGAAGCACGCUGCUCCAGCCCGAUGAGCCGCAGGCCGCCGCUGCGGGCUGCAGCAACAACCAGGAGGACGAGCUGGAGUCGUUCGCGACCUGGCUCCUGUCGGACUCGUUCUGACUUCUGAGAGCUCGUUCCGUCGUCAAACUGAUGAGGUCAAGCAGGUGUUCAUGUGAUCAAGGCAGGCAGCUAGGUGUUCCUGUGUACAGUCUCUUGUGAAGUUUUAGCUUGUAGUUGUAGCUAAUAGGUGCCGUUUCGUGCCUGGAAUGGACUUGCUUCAGGUCAAAUUGUAGACUCUAGUGUUAAGGGUUUGCAUCGCAUCGCAUGGCGACAUGCGUGUAAGGGUCGUUCAGCUCUGCAUCUCUCCCAGUGAAGACCAGUAAAAGCCCAGCUGUAGUGGGUAGCUGUAGUCCUUCGGUUUUCUGAACAGGGAGGGAAACGAUCAUUCUGGUAUGAAA
Messenger RNA from Panicum hallii, 1750 nucleotides. RefSeq names its product myb-related protein P-like. NCBI's taxonomy places the organism in Eukaryota, Viridiplantae, Streptophyta, Magnoliopsida, Poales, Poaceae. The record is from RefSeq and is a predicted model, not a curated record. The transcript has 3 exons. Bases 309 to 1412 code for a protein of 367 amino acids.